GCAUUUGCAUCAAGUGUGGGCUUGGCAUCUACGGAGCGAGGCAGGCGUGCCAGGCCAUGGGGAGCCUGUACCACACCGACUGCUUCACCUGUGACUCCUGUGGGCGCCGGCUCCGCGGGAAGGCCUUCUACAGCGUGGGCGAGAAGGUGUACUGCCAGGAGGACUUCCUGUACUCCGGGUUCCAGCAAACGGCUGACAAGUGCAGCGUGUGUGGACACCUCAUCAUGGAGAUGAUCCUGCAGGCCCUGGGCAAGUCCUACCACCCGGGCUGCUUCCGGUGCUCCGUGUGCAACGAGUGCCUGGACGGGGUGCCCUUCACGGUGGACGCGGAGAGCAACAUCUACUGCGUCAGGGACUACCACACGGUUUUCGCACCAAAAUGUGCCUCCUGUGCCCGUCCUAUCCUCCCUGCACAGGGCUGUGAGACGACCAUCCGUGUGGUGUCCAUGGACAGGGACUACCAUGUGGAGUGUUACCACUGUGAGGACUGCGGGCUGCAGCUGAGCGGGGAGGACGGACGCCGCUGCUACCCCCUGGAGGGCCACCUGCUGUGCCGCCGCUGCCACCUGCGGCGCCUCCGGCCGGGCCCGCUACCCUCGCCCGCAGUGCACGUCACAGAGCUCUGAGCAGGGCUGUGGAGGAAGGGCUGGCCGAGGGCCCAGGUCCCUGUCAUGGCGGGCCUGGCCGCCUCCACCCCACACUGCCCCCACACCCCCAGCUGCUGUCCUGUCCGCGGGGGCCGGCCCCCCGCGGUGAAGCUACUUCUAUUUAUUCACCGUUUGUGCCUCCUCCAGUUGCUUUCCUCUGGGACCUGCUGUCUCCCCCCGCCCCCAUGGCCGGCUCUCCUGAGACCCCCGCAUGCCCCCUGCAGACAUGGGUGACGGGCAGCGGCCUCAGCCCAGCCCCCGUGGCCUCCCUGUUCAGAGGGAGCCUGGGGCCCUGGAUGGAUGGCCCUGCAUUUCUGGGGUGUCUCUGAAAGCAGGGGGCGGUGGGCGGCACGUGUGUGUGCGCAUGUGUGCAUGUCGGCUGGCCGUGGGUGCCUUGUUUGGUACUGGGGGCCCGGCCUGUGGGCGCUGUGGGAUUCAGCCUUGUCAGCCACAGUUCCCACCCCGCUGCUCACUCCCCUGGCCCCGACUGGGGGGCUGUGCCCCCCCAACGCCUGGCCAAGACGCACCUGCCCCGCAGAGUCCCCGCCGGCCCCGGGUCUGGGUCCGGAGGGAGCUCGAGGCCGGGAAAGCCCCCGGCCGUGUGCACUGGGUCCUGGGCGCCACAACAAAAGGAUAGGAUCUGACUUGAAUUAAGUUCUCAUGUGAGGAGAUUUUCAUUUUCUUAAAAAGAAUACAGUUUUCUUCUAAGAACUUGGGCCAAGGUUGUUGUUCCUGAAGAAAGCCACGUGCACUCAUGAGCGUCCGACUUGUGGGGCCCGUGGCCGACGUGCAGACGGCAAGAACGCCGCGCUCGGUAUUUUUGUAUAAAUGCCUCCAAAAUC
Molecule: messenger RNA, 1489 nt
Organism: Oryctolagus cuniculus (rabbit)
Lineage: Eukaryota; Metazoa; Chordata; Mammalia; Lagomorpha; Leporidae
Source: RefSeq, a predicted model, not a curated record